AUGCCCAUCACCGCCACAUUGUCAGCAGCGCCUGUUAGCCAGCACCGUCGCCCAUCAGCGCACUCUGCCCCCGCCCUCCACCAGCGUGGUGGCACGCCACCCAGCGAGCACGUCUGCCCCCAGUUCGCCGACCUCGUCUAUGGCGUCUUCAACGCAUACCGCAACCGUGGUGGCCACCAGGACUCGGCGUACCGACCAAGCACUGCUACUGCACCUGCAGCUGCUACCUCUGCCUCUGAUGUGACGCGCCCUGCACGCCCAUGA
Messenger RNA from Vanrija pseudolonga, 264 nucleotides. RefSeq lists its product as uncharacterized. The transcript has a single exon. NCBI's taxonomy places the organism in Eukaryota, Fungi, Basidiomycota, Tremellomycetes, Trichosporonales, Trichosporonaceae. The coding region runs from base 1 to 264 and encodes 87 amino acids. The record is from RefSeq and is a predicted model, not a curated record.